GCGCCAGUUGCGCGGCGAGCAUCGUCAAUGUCUUGUCGUUGUCUUCUUUAAAAAAACAUGGGUGACAAAAACUUAGUCUUAGUCAAGUCCAUUGAGAAGUUUCCUUGUUUAUAUAACUACAACUUGAGUGAUUACUCCAAGAAAGAACUCACUGACAGAGCAUGGAACGAAGUUGCCAAUGAAACUAAACUAACAGUUGGAGAAUGUAAAGAGAAAUGGAAAAAUUUACGCUAUGGUUUUAUAAGAAGUUUAAAGCCGAAUGCAGAUGGUUCUUUGAAGAAGAAGUAUUAUUUACACGAUGAUAUGGAAUUCGUAUUACCGUUUGUUAAAGCACUAUCAAAACAAUUUGGUUUCGUCCAAGCUGCAGUAGAAAAUGACACUGACGACGAAUUUGUAGACAAUCAACUUGACCACUGUGGUCAAUCUCCACAACAACACUACUUUGAUUCAGAUAUGCAUCAAACUCUAGAGCCACCGAAGAAAAAAAAUAGAUUACAUUGUGACCAUAUUACUACAAAAAAUUUGCACUACAAACAUUUGCCUACUGACAGAUGUGACGAAUCAAGAAAAAUGUUUCUCCUCAGUUUAUUGCCAGAAAUUAAAGAGUUAACUGAAAGCCAAAUGAGAGCCUUUAGAAGAAAAGUCUUAUCAUUAAUCGAUGAAAUUGUGGAUACGCCAAACCAGUGUGAUACAAAUAUAUUUCAAUGGACAAAAGAACCUCAUGAUGAAAAACCUCUGUUGGAAAACGAUCAAAUAAAAUCUGAGACUCCAUAACUUAUUUUUUUAUUAUUUACAACAUUAUGAUUGCGUACAAAUUAAAUAGUAAUAUUUUAACAAAAAGACAGUACUACAGUAGAUACCUAUUGUAGAUGCCAAUACAAUACUUUUCUAAAGCAUCACAAGAUAUCUACAAUCGCUGCCCAGGAGUAGCUACGGGACAUAUAUAUAGUAGGUACCUACUGCUAGGAGGCAUUAGGUACUUAACAUAAAAUCACACUUUAUUUUUGAGCACAUAUUAUUAGACAAAGCGGUUCGGUUAAAUAUAGAUUUACUUCUUAAUGUGUAAUUUUAAU
Molecule: messenger RNA, 1073 nt
Organism: Achroia grisella
Lineage: Eukaryota; Metazoa; Arthropoda; Insecta; Lepidoptera; Pyralidae
Exons: 2
Coding region: 58-774 (238 amino acids)
Biological process (GO): regulation of transcription by RNA polymerase II
Cellular component (GO): nucleus; transcription regulator complex
Molecular function (GO): DNA binding
Source: RefSeq, a predicted model, not a curated record